This is a messenger RNA of Zootoca vivipara (common lizard), 7984 nucleotides long. It is a transcript of the gene NR6A1, whose product is annotated as nuclear receptor subfamily 6 group A member 1. Gene Ontology annotation, biological process: regulation of DNA-templated transcription. The record is from RefSeq and is a predicted model, not a curated record. NCBI's taxonomy places the organism in Eukaryota, Metazoa, Chordata, Lepidosauria, Squamata, Lacertidae. Gene Ontology annotation, molecular function: DNA-binding transcription factor activity; zinc ion binding; sequence-specific DNA binding.
GAUGGGGCGUGGGCGCUGGGAGCCCCGUCAGUCGGAUCGAGUCGCUCGGUCCUGUCAGGUCGGCGAGCGGCGGCGAUGGGCGCCGGGCGCGCCAGGCCGCCGCGGCUGCUGCUUCUUCCGCCUCCGCCUCCGACGCCCGCCUGAGAGACAUGGACGAUGAGACGGAGCCGCCGCUGCCGUCCGGAGCAGGACGGAGGCCAACGGGAGCGCCGCCGCCGCCGCCUCCCCCUCCGCCGCCGCCUCAGAAUGGUUUUUACCGGGAGCCACCUUCCGAACAUGACCCGCCUCCCGCUACGGAUGUUGAACCGAUCAACUCCCCUUCCUCCGUGCUUCCCUUGAACGCUGGCAGCGACCGGGCAGAGCAGCGCACCUGCCUGAUUUGCGGCGACCGCGCCACCGGCCUGCACUACGGCAUUAUCUCCUGCGAGGGCUGCAAAGGCUUCUUCAAGCGCAGCAUAUGCAACAAGAGGGUCUACCGGUGCAGCCGCGACAAGAACUGUGUCAUGUCCCGCAAGCAGCGCAACCGUUGCCAGUACUGCCGCCUGCUCAAGUGCUUGCAGAUGGGAAUGAACCGGAAAGCGAUCCGUGAAGACGGGAUGCCUGGAGGAAGGAACAAAAGCAUCGGACCCGUCCAGAUCUCCGAGGAGGAGAUUGAGAGGAUCAUGUCCGGGCAGGAAUUUGAAGGCGAAGCCAACAUCUCGUGGAGCAACAACGGAGACAGCGACAACAGCUCGCCCGGAAACGGGGUGUCGGAGAGCAACCAGCCCUCGCCGGUCUCUACUCCUUCUUCAAGCAGAUCCGUCGAGCUGAACGGAUUCGCUGCACUCAGGGAACAAUAUAUGGGGCCGCCGGCGCCGGCACCUUACCAGUACCUCCCGCACCUUCUGGGCUGCCCAGCUCACUCGGCCCUGCUGCCCCCACAACCCCGAAGCUUCGACCCGCAGGCCCACGGCCUCCUCAUCAGCCAGCUGGUCUCGGCCGAGGACCUGGAGCCGCUUGGCACCCCGAUGCUCAUCGAAGACGGGUACAGAGUGACUCAGUCUGAGCUCUUUGCGCUGCUGUGCCGCCUGGCCGACGAGCUGCUCUUCCGCCAGAUCGGCUGGGUCAAGAAGUUGCCGUUCUUUGGCGAGCUCUCCAUCAAAGACUACACCUGCCUGCUCAGCUCCACCUGGCAGGAACUGGUCCUCCUCUCCUCACUCACUGUCUAUGGCAAACAGAUCUUUGGGGACCUGGCAGACGUCACCGCGAAAUACUCCCCCUCCGACGACGAGCUCCACAGGUUCAGCGAAGAAGGGAUGGAGGUGAUGGAGCGUCUUAUCUACCUGUACCGCAAGUUCAGCCAGCUGAAGGUCAGCAAGGAGGAAUACGCCUGCAUGAAAGCCAUCAACUUCCUCAACCAAGAUAUCCGAGGCCUGACCAACGCCUCCCAGCUGGAGCAGUUGAACAAGAGGUGUUGGUACGUCUGCCAAGAUUUCAUGGAAUUCAAGUACCCCCAUCAGCCCAACCGCUUCCCCGAUCUGAUGAUGUGCUUGCCGGAGAUCCGAUACAUUGCAGGGAAAAUGGUGAGCGUCCCGUUGGAGCAGUUGCCUCUCCUCUUCAAGGCUGUCCUGCACUCCUGCAAGGCCGGCGUGAGCAAAGAGUGAGCAGCCUCCUUGGGAGUAAGAGGAGGAGGAGGCGGUACACGCAAUGGACGGAAUGGCUGCAGCUGGGCAGUGGGUAGCCUUGCUGUUGUGGCAGGAAUCUUUGCGGGGCCGGUUGUUUUCUCUCUCUUUCUCGUUCUUUUCACUAUUUAUUUCACGACAAAGUUGAAUGUAUAAUCUUCAACCCCCCGCGCACGGCGUUCCGUCCGAUUGCGCAGCCGCCGCGUCCUCUCGCCGUUUACAGAAUGUGAAGAUGUUUGUUAACAGUGUGGGGUUUUUUUGUAGGGUUAGACUUCUUUUUUUUACCAGGGCAAUAACUUUUAAGACUACCUCAAGGAGCAGCUGCUGUGCUCGCUCCUCUCUUUCUGUGUUCAUUCUCGGAGGCCGGAAUCUGCUCUCCCCUAGAGAAAUGCCAAGUUUUGUGGUUGCCCUCCCCCCCCCCAAAAUCUCUUCUCAGAACACCUCAAAAUACACCCUCUUGGCACUCCAGAACCAGUCGCCACUAACCCCUCACCACUAAAGCACAAGGUUGCAAGGACGAUGGCCAAGUCUUGGGAAAUUAGAAUAUUGUCGAAAAGUGCAUUUAUUUUAGGAGUGCAACUGACCGUUUUUAAUUUUCCUUUUCAUUUUGAAAGGAAUGAUAUGCCACCGGAAUUAAACUGAUAGUUACAAUCAUACAAAAAACUUUCUUUUGGAAAUGCCACUGGAAUAAAACUGAUAGUUACAAUCAUACCAAAAACUCAACAAAAGUCAACAUCGCUAUGACAUUUCAUUCAUUACACUAGCUGGCCCUGCCACGCAGUGCUGUGGCUCAUCAUUGAUUCCAUUCCAUUUAUAAUUGACCCGCCUAAUUGAAAACCAAUCGAGGCUUUGCAUUUCACGCAUCUAUCUCACAUACCGGUUUCACCUAUUCAGUUGCGCCACUGAAAUCAAGGCACUCUUCGACGAUAUUCUAAUUUUCCGAGUUUCACCUGGACAUUUUGGAGGCUUGGCAUCUUUCUAGGGGAGAUCCUGAUACAUAGGUCGGCCCAGGAAUUGCAACCGCAGAACUGAGCAUCAGGGGGAAACUCGCAGGUCCCUCUCCCCACCGCCAACCCAACCUAGAGCUUCCUUCGACCUUUGGCGUUUUGCUUUGUGUGGGGGGAAAAGGGCUCCCUUUGCUAACCCCACCACCACACUCGACGCUGCUGUUGCUGAUUCCAGCAAGCUCAAACGGGUAAACGGCCCUGCAGCGGCCAGCUCUUUUUGUGUGCGUCACAAGACUGGCAUCUGCGCCCUUUUCCUUUUCCCCAUUGCUCCAAGUAGCAUUUGUAAAAAACCCACUCCCUGCCACUUUGAAAAGCCUUCUGCUUUGACAUGAUAUACCUCAAGGGGUAGUGGGGGUAUGCAAGUGUUGCGUGUCUUGUCUGUCUGUCUGUGUCGCAAAACUAGAACCUGCUGCCUACCAGAACGAACAUUGGUGUUAUUUUUGUGUUGUGUGUUUUGCUUUAAAAGGGUGGGGUGGGGAGAGCUGUCCAAAAUACCUCCGAUUGACCUAUUAGUUACCUUCUGGUUUGCUGCUUCUACUUAGCCGGGAUUCUAUACAUUGCACAAGACUGCGGAGUCUAGCCCAGGCACCCCCAAACUGCGGCCCUCCCGAUGUUUUGGCCGACAACUCCCAUGAUCCCUAGCUGUAAUGAUGCGGGCUGCCUUCUCGCGAGUAAGACGCUCCCAACUCGGUGCCUGGUUUUGACAGAGUUUUAUUAUACAGGUGAAACUCGGAAAAUUAGAAUAUCAUCGAAAAGUGCAUUGAUUUUAGCAAUGCAAUUUCUUAUUUUUUCUUUUUCUUUUAAUUUCGACAAAGGCUUUCUUUUGGAAAUUCCACCGUAAUAAAACAAAUAGUUACAAUCAUACACAAAUCAACAUCACUAUGACAUUUCAUUCAUUACACUAGCUGGCCUGCCACGCAUUGCUGUGGCUCAUCAUUAAUUCCAAAUCGCUACAAUCAUACAAAAAUCAACAAAAAUAAACAUUGCUAUUACAUUUCAUUAAAUUAUAAUAUCUUCGAAAACUGCAUUGAUUUCAGUAAUGCAACUGAUUAUUUUUUAUUCUUCUUUCAAUUUUGACAAUGGCUUUCUUUUGGGAAUUCCACAGGAAUAAAACAAAUCGCUACAAUCAUACAAAAAUAAAAAUAAACAUUGCUAUUACAUUUCGUUAAAUAAUAAUAUCUUCGAAAACUGCAUUGAUUUCAGUAACGCAAUUGAUUAUUAUUUAUCUUUCAAUUUUGACAAAGGCUUUCUUUUGGGAAUUCCACAGUAAUAAAAAAAAUAGCUACAAUCAUACAAAAAUAAACAUCAGUAUGACAUUUUAUUAAUUACAUUCCAUUUAUAAUUGACCCAAAUAAUGACAAAUAAUGACAAUUAAAACAAAUAGUUGCAAUCAUACGAAAAUAAACAUCGCUAUGACAUUUCAUUCAUUACACUAGCUGGCCCUGCCACCCGUUACUGUGGCUCAUUAAUCCCAUUCCAUUUAUAAUUGACCCCCCUAACGACAAAUAAUUACAAUUACAAGAAAUCAAGGCUUGACACAUCUUGCUUUGCAUGUCACGCAUCUAUUUUAUAGAUUGGUUUCACCUUUUAAGUUGCGCUACUGAAAUAAAUGCAUUCAUUUUUCGACGAUAUUCACCUUAUAAGCUGCGCUACUGAAAUCAAUGGACUUUUCGACGAUAUUCUAAUUUUCCGAGUUUCCCCUGGGCUUUAUUCGGUCGCAGGCCAGCAUAAGCAAAACAUUUCAAUAAAUAGCAGAACAAUAGGAAUCAUAAGCAAAUAAUUAGGAAAUAAAUGGGGGCCAAAACCAACCAUAGAGUAAAACAUAAAAUACUGAAUUAAGCAUAGAUAAUGGGUGGAUAAAAGUAAUUAGAGGGAUUAAAGGACUCCUUCAACAGCUAUAAGGGAUGGGGCUUCAAUAAUUCAGACCAAACAAUCUGGGUCAUGUUAGGACUGAUUUGUAACAUAGACCAUCCUUCGACCAAUAUCUGUCACGGCAGCGCAGAAUCUGGCGACUGAAUACUGUAUUUUUCGCCCCAUAAGACACACUUUUUACGCUCCUAAAAAGUAAGAGGAACUAUCUGCGUUUUAUGGAGCGAAUAUGUGGUCCCUGGAGCCGAAUUGCCCACGGGAGAAAAGCAGAUCGUGCUUUUUGGGGGGGGGAGCUAAAGGCUAACAAGAGGGAAAGAGGGAGUUGAAAGGAAGCCGCUCACCGCUCAGCAGCUGAUUGCAAGAGAUCGGGAGGGAGAUAAGGGACGCUAGCUCCCCUUCCCAGCCCCACCCCCUUGCCCAGGCCUCCAUUGUUGAAUGUUCUGCAGAGGCUGUUUGUUUCCCCAGGCUUAUUUGAUUAUCUGUCUGGAAACUGUAGAAAUGGCUCCCUUUCCUAGAGAAGCUGCAGAACUGUGAGUUGAACCCCAUAAAAACAGGAUUUUUUCCCUUUGCAAGGUAAGCUCAGCAACUUUGAGCUGAUCCUCCAAAAUGGAGCUUUCCCCCUUUGCAAAAAAGCUGCAACUGUGAGCUGACCCCCCCCCCAAAAAACAGGGCUUUUCCCAUUUGCAAAAGAAGCUGCACAUCUUUGAGCUGAUGCUUAAAACAAAAACGGCUUUCCCCCUUUCCUCCUCUAAAAAUUAGCUGCAUCUUAUUGAGCGAAAUAGGGAGACGUGUUGUUCUGAAGCCUCUAUUUAAUGUCUGGGAGCAGGGUGAGGCCGACUGAAUCCAGGCGCACACGCCAAAGGCUAAUGCAGCGAGCCAGGAGGUAACUUGGGCUGUCAUUAAUUUCUCGUGCAACCAAGCCCAACGAUGGCUUGUUUGGUUUUGAAAACAGGGUAAAAGUGAAUGUAUAAUGCUUUGCAGACUCAGGUAUUAUGUGAAGAAAAUAGGAACCGUAGCUUUAGAGACGUAGGGACCAUAGUAGGUCGCUCGCUUAGAUGGACUGGCGGAUUUGGUUUGAAGGACACCGUACAAAGGUUGGAAUUCUCUCUCAACGCUGUCUUUUGUUUGGCGGUCGUUUUGCAAAAACAAAAGGGGGAACUGUAUAAUAACACAGGUGAAACGGGGGAAAUGAGAAUAUCGAAAAGUGCAUUUAUUUCAGUAACACAACUUCUUAUUUUUCCGUUUUAUUUUAAUUUUGAAAAAUGCUUCCUUAUGGCAAUCCCACCGUAAUAAAACAAAUAGUUACAAUCAUACACAAAUCAACAUCACUAUGACAUUUCAUUCAUUACCCUAGCUGGCGCUGCUAUGCGUUGCUGUGGCUCAACAUUAAUUCCAUUCCAUGUACAGGUGAAACUCUGAUAAUUAGAAUAUCGUCGAAAAGUGCAUUGAUUUCUGGAAUGCAAUUUCUUAUUUUUUAGUUUUCUUUAAUUUUGACAAAUACUUCCUUUUGGAAUCCCACCGUAAUAAAACAAAAAUUUCACCUUUAAAGUUGCGUUACUGAAAUAAAUGCACUUUUCGAUGAUAUUCCAAUUUUCCGAGUUUCACCUGUAUAUCGAAAUAAAGAGCAUGUCAGUAAAAUUCCCAAAAUGGCAACAGUCCCAACAAUUUGGCAAACACAGAAUACAGGUGAAACUCGAAAAAUCUGCGAAAAGUGCAUUUAUUUCAGUAACGCAACUUCUUAUUUUUUAGUAUUCUUUAAUUUUGACAAAUGCUUCCUUUUGGAAACCCCACCGUAAUGAAACAAAUAGUUACAAUCAUACAAAAAUCAACAAAAAUUAAACACCGCUAUGACAUUUAAUUAAUUACACUAGCUGGCCCUGCCACACGUUGCUGUGGUUCAUCGUUAAUUCCAUUCCAUUUAUAAUUGACCCGCCUAACGACAAAGAAUGACAAUGACAACCAAUCAAGGCUUGACAUAUCUUGCUUUGCAUGUCACGCAUCUCUCUCCUAGAUUGGUUUCCCCUUUUAAGUUGCACCACUGAAAUCAAGGCACUUUUCCACGAUAUUCUAAUUUUCCGAGUUUCGCCUAUACGUUUACUGCUUUUCCGCAGUGAACUGAGCCCAAAGCGGCUUACAGUAUACCAAAUACAUACUGAAAUAAAGAGCACGUCAGUCAAAUUCCCUAAAUGGCAACAGUCCCAACAAUUUGGCAAACGCAGAAUAAAUUCAAUCAUCCCCCCCCCCCCAAUAUACCUAGGCUUAUUAAGUACACAAAUACAAAACAGAAAUGGAAGUUUACCGACAAUAAAGUUUCUUCUAAGGAGCCUGGCUUAAUGCAGCUUGGCGGUGAGGGGCAGGUGACAUACAGGUGAAACUCUGAGAACCAGGCUGACCCACAGCGCAAGCUUCUUGGGGACACUGCGGCCAGGAAGCCAAGUUGCCAUCCUUCUCCCUUUCCCCCUUCUUCCCGAGCUGACAUUCCCCUUUUGCCAUUCAGCGGCAGUCCUUCAAACCAACAUUUCCUCUUGUGUUUUGUUUUGUUGCUGUUUAUAAUAAACUUGAACUUUUUUUAACCUUUUAAUAAAUAUUUUAUUUCUAAAUAGGAAAAAACAACCAAAAAAGGUUGUGGGGUGGAGGGAGAGCCAUCGAUACCCCCUAUCCCCCAACCAACCAACCACCCCACCCAAGCCCCUUGGCCAGGGGUCCCCAAAGUUACCUCGCCGAGGGCCGGUGACAUCAGCGCCAAGCACGCGCCCAUAUGCGGUCGCCUGAACACCGCUUGUGCCCAUGUGCACGGGCCUCCUCCGGACAUGCGCCGGAAAGGAUGCCUGCCCAUGUGCACGAGCUAUUGACGGUGCUCCCGGUGACCUGGGCGGGGGUUGCCAGGGGCCGGAUAAAUAUGCCUCGUGGGCCGUAGUCUGGGGAACCCUGCUCUACCAGCUCUGCAACUACGAGUCUGUAGAGACCAGGAGGGCCGUGGAAUUCCCUUCUUCCUCGGCCUCUGACAUGGCAGAAGGGGAAGAGGGUGAUGGGGGUGGUAACUGAAGUUAUGACGCGGGUAUUUUUUUGUAUCUCUGGUGAUGCUAGUCCAAAGGAACGCUCCGUCUUGCGGCAGCAACCUGCGGGGGGGUUUCUAUGGGUUCUCUGCGCGCCCCUUGUGCCGCGCGCAGAAGCUCAGGGAUAUGUAUUUAAACUGAACCCAGGGAAACCCUCCCCCCCUGCUGCAAGAAGCCCCUGUCUGGACUUGAACCCGCCCCACUCAGGGCACCCAUUGACCUCAACUGAGCCGCCUUUGCGAUAUGGACGCGUUUGUUCUUUCUUUCGUAUGAAAAUGUUUGUUUGUACUAGUUGGCCGAUAACUUUAUUGACUCAAGUUUCCAUAACAAAACUACCUCUUCUCGUGGGACAUCCUGUUUUAUCGUCUCAAAAGGGAUUGUGGGGGGGGGG